GGACUCCGGGCGUUCCGUGAUGGCGGAGCCGCUGCUCAAACGAACUUUCUCCAAACUGAGAGGAAAAGACCGAUUCCGCCGCAAAACUGAGCCCAAACUCACCGGGCAUCAUAAUUGUGCUGCCAUACUUAUGGAGCAGUAUUUGUGCCGGGAGGAGCACACCCAUGAUGUCUUAAGAUGUCGUCUCUGUAGGCGGCUCGUUAGUUAUUGGGACACAGCCAGCGAGAAUGAUGGAGCAGAACUGAAGCCAGAGUCCGGGAGAGAAAUGAGAAAUGCGGAGCAGGAAUGUGAACCCUCGGUCUGGGAAUACAGAUGCCAGCUAAGCGACGGGGAAGGUGGAUCUCAUCCAGAGUUCUUCAUCGUCAACGUCAAGCGCAGGCCCUGUAGAGACCGAGCCGAUGGAGGAGUGUACCAGACGCUCUCACAUCACCGUCUCCAAAAUACAGAACUGGGCCAAACUUUCCUCCGUAUGCAGAGAGCCGGCGCCUCCUGGGUUAGUGUACGGGCCCCAGGACCGGGGUCAGAGGACCCUGAGUGAAGACGUCUCCAAGCGGAAUGAUGUGGAGAUGGGAUACUCCGGGACACCGAACGAGUCUGUUGAUGCAGGUGUGCCGGAGUUAAGCCCUCUCUCUACAGAUGUGUGCGUCUCUCCCACUGCAGCGAAGACCUCCGGACAGGGCGCUUACCUGCAGCAUCUAGACAGCAGCAGCCGAGCGUGGGUUCUGUCCACAGGAAAACCCCAGACAUCAGACCAACCCCUUCAAACCAGCAUCGGCGAGCGGCGUCAGGGAGCGCGCGGAGACUCCAACAUUUGGUACAACCCCAUUCCCGAAGAGGAAGAUGGGGAGAAAUAUGGAGACCCGUGGAGAAAGAGAGAGACGGAAAGAUCCGCAAGAGGUCUUGCCGGAGACGUCGAACCGGAGACCAGCUCAGAUGCGGUCAUGUCGGAAUGUGCUAGCCGAGGGACUCCGGACAGUCCUGGGGGGCCGAGCGGGAGUGGCAUGAGUGUGAUUGACAAGAUCAAGUCUCCAGGAACGGUGCGGCGGCUCUCUAUGAAGAUGCGCAAACUUCCCGAGCUGAGACGAAAGCUUAGCCUGCGCUCGUCCCGUAACCAGCGGCACGCUCAGGGGAACGCUGGCGGCGCGGCGGAUGAUGCGUUGCCCCCAAACGCGAGCAAAGAAUCGUCCAACGUCAUCAGCCGGUACCACCUGGACACCAGCGCUCCCACCCGGCCAACACGACGCUCCUCGCGAACGCGCUCUGCGAGUAAAGGGGGAUAUCUUAGCGACGGAGACUCGCCUGAGCUGCUGCCGAAGCAGGCUUCCGGACAGCCCGCCACAACACUGCCGCACGGCGGAGUACGGGAGUCGCCCGCCAUCACAGACAUGGAUUCGUUCCGUCUGUACUCUCUGACGGAUCUGCCGCGCUGUGCCCAGCGUCUCUCUGGUCUGCUUACGGUGCAUCUGCUGGGAGUCGAGGAGCUGCGUCGUUCCCCGCGGAGAGACGCUACUAAAGAAGUGUUCUGUGCCAUUCAGGUGGACGGUGUGACCCAGGCGCGGACGUCACUGCUCACCUGUCGAGGGCCGCGGCUGCCGCUCAAUCACACCUUUAACCUGGAGCUGGAGAGAGCACGACUCCUCAAACUGGUCAUUAUGACACCGUCCGGUGCUGACAACGGACCCUCCGCGCCCGCCCGAAACCGAGUGUGCUGCGUGGGAGCUGUGGCCAUACCUCCCCUCUUCAAAGCCUCUCGCUGUCAGCAGUUGUGUGUGAAGUUGGAGCCGCGGGGUUUGCUCUAUGUGAAGUUGACUCUGUUGGAGCACUUUGUGAGUCCGUUUCCUCGUCUCAGUGAUCUUUCUCCUCCGUCCGUGUUUGGGGUGGAGCUGAAACAGCUGGUGGAGAAGGAGACGUCUGCUGUCAAAGUUCCUCUCCUCAUUCAGAAGUGUGUGUGUGAGAUUGAGCGCAGAGGUCUGAGGGUUGUGGGUUUGUAUCGUCUGUGCGGUUCAGCAGCAGUGAAGAAGGAGUUGCGUGAUGCGUUUGAGAGGGACAGUGCAGCGGUGGUGUUAGAUGAAGAGCUCUAUCCUGAUGUCAAUGUCAUUACCGGGAUUCUAAAGGAUUAUCUGCGCGAGCUGCCGUCAGCUCUCAUCACCAGAACUCUGUAUGAAGUCGUUCUGGAGGACAUGAUGGUUCGUCCGGCCUGCAGGAGUGACAGCGACACACACAGAUCACACAACACAAUCUCACUCCUUCAGUGUCUGCCUGAACCAGAGAGGGCGACUCUGUCCUUCCUGUUGGAUCAUCUGAGUCUCGUGGCGUCCUUCAGUGACUCCAACCGAAUGACCUGUCAGAAUCUGGCGGUAUGUUUCGGGCCGGUUCUUCUGACCCCCUCACAGGAGUGUUGGCAGGCCGGACUGACGGCUCCGGGCUCUGGGCCGCUGACGGGGGUCAGUCGAGGAGGGCGGGGCUUUGCUCACAGUGAAGACAUCGCUAGCGCCGUGGACUUCAAACGGCACAUCGAGGCAUUGCAUUACCUUCUGAAGCUCUGGCCCGUACCCAAAGGAAGAGUGACGGAGGAUUCCGACCAGUCUCCCCACGCAUCCCAGAAUUCCUCACUGCGCCGGGCUCAACGUGUGCAGCUGCGUGUCGACCUUCCGUCAGCGCAGGACGCGGUGGUGGUAUCCCGCAGGGGGCGUGGCCGUCUGGAAAGCCCACCCUGUAACCGUUACGCUGGUGAUUGGAGCGUGUGCGGGCGGGACUUCCUGUCUAACGACGAGGCGGAUUACGACGAGGUGGCUGGCAGCGAGAGCGACGAUGACAUUGAACAGACGGCGUCCCCUGACGGUUUGUUCGUGGAUGAUUUCGCGCUGGAUUUUGACGCUCCCUUUACGUGUCGACUGAGUCUGAAGGACUUCGAUACUCUCAUUUCAGACCUGGAGAGAGAGUUGGCCAAACAAAUCAACAUCUGCCUUUAAAACCCAGAAAGUUAUACGUGAACCUUCAUCCAGAAUUAUACUCGUCAUCAGACACAUCUCACCGUAUCUCAGUGAGUUUGGUGGAUUAAUACGGAAUGUGGAGUUAAAAGGCUGCUCGACGCGUUGACACGCUCAAAUGUUUUAGGGCGGCUACUGUAAUGUGUUAUAAAGCACAAGUGUUCUCAUCGUCUGCUAUGGGUCGAUUAUAUUCAGGUGUGUAGAUUAUUAUUAAAAUCUCUGUGACGUGUCGAUGUCGGCACACACAAGACAGAAGGACGUUGAUCAAAUGUUUGAAGAGUUAGGGUUAGGUUCUUGCGCUGAAGGAUCUUUGUGCGUUUGUGAAUUUUAUUUUGUUGAAAUCUUUGUGUACGACUUGUUUUUUUAAUAGGCCCGUGUGUGCGUCCAGGUAAACAUUUCAUCACACUUUCCAGCAGUUCACUCCAGACUUUCUUAAGGGCCCUGACAGACACAAACAUCACAAGUGUGUCACAUUAAACGCAGGAUCUGAGCAGAACUCUGUUCUUAGAAUCUGAAGAAAAGUUUCUCUCGUGUGAACUUAAAGACAUUUCUCUGACAUUCCGCUGACAUCACAUGAAAUGCUGAAGUUCUCCUCAAAUGUUAUUUGGCUAAAUGUCUGUUGAAGGGCAACUUUACACAAUCAUUGAAUCACCCUUAGAUUGUUCCAAACCUGUUUUAAUGUCUUUGUUCUGACAGACACACAGAAAGAUAUCUGGAAGAUUGUCAAAAGUCAUCCCCUAUUGACUAUAUUAUUUAUUUUCCCUACUAUGGCAGUAAUGGUGGGCGAGAUCUGACAUUCUUCCAAAUGUCUUCCUGUGUGUUCAGUAAAACAAAGAAAUUUAAACGGGUUUGGAAAAGGUGUCUGAACGGGUGUAGUAUCCCUUUAAAAAAUGAACAGACAUGUUUCUAAAAGCUAAAACUACAGUUACAUUAAAGCACUUAUGAUGAAAGCCAAUCAUGAAGAUAUAAAACCAUCAAUGAAUCGCUUAGAUUUUAUUAAUGCAUCUAAACGAAAUCAAGAAAUUCAUCUCUUACAAAAGAAUAUCAUUUGAACAGGACAUGGCCAUAAUGAUUAUAUGAAUUGUCAAUGUAAGUGUUAAAUCUUUUGGCUAAAUAGUGUGUUUUAUCAUGUUAUAGUUGUGCAUCACUGUGACUGUAGUUUUUAAAACAGAUUCUUUUGAUGGAUGGUCUUCCAUUGGUCAGACAAACAGAUGCAGCGCUGCCAAAAGUCAAGUUUACACUUUCUGAACCAACCAAGCAAUAAAUUAGUUGUGGUUUACUGUUAAAAGUUAGAUGUAAUAGUAUUAAAAAUCCAAAAUAUGAUCUUUGCAUUCCUUUAAAAACAAUACUUUAAGGACCCAUCGGAUGAAAAUCCACAUUUUGUGCUAUAAUUGUGCAUCACAAAAUGUCACAUGUCGAGGCACUAACCACAAGAGUAUCGGCUCCGACCCAUUGAGUGUAAUUAAGAAAAACAUGUUACAGACAUUUCACAAAGACCCUAAUAAAUCAUGCCAACUUGUUGAAAAAAUUCAUCCGAUGAGCCCUUUAAAAGUCAUUCGCUAGAACAAAGUUUUUUGUUUUAUCUGCAGUGUCAGUGUUAUUCUUGACUAUAUUUGCACAGUUUGUUCCGUCAUUGUUUUUGCUGUUUGUAAAAGCAGACACACAAAAAGUAAACACAAAACACACACAACUGUUGAGACACUAAGAAUAAUAUUCAUUCAUUUAUUGUGUGCCGUCUGUCUUCAUGAAAAUGCCAAAGACACCUCUGAUGCUUCUAAUGCACUUUUAUUUUCUCUUUCUCUCUCUCUCUCUCUCUCUCUCUCUCUCUCUACCGCUCUCGCUCUCUCGCUCUCUCUAUAGUGUUUAUAUAUUGUGCCUUUGCUGCUCUUUAUGUUUUUGCGGUACAAAUAAUCUGAACUGUGAGUUGAAUCCAAAAGCCACAAAUGGAAUACAAGGCCAUAACUGAGCCCAUGAGCUCCAUAUGCAAGCUGUUUGAUAUUGUUUUUUGUUUAUUUGUAUAAACAGUAUUAUAUUAUUAUUAUUAUUAUUAUUGCACCUGUAACAUGAAGCACUUGUGUUUGUGCACAGCUGAGAAACACACACAACUGUAAGUGUGUGUGUGUGUGUGUGUGUGUGUGUGUAAUGAACUCAUUAUCAUUCAGUGUUAUGUUUAAAAAUGAAGCAAUAAAGCUCAGUGUUAUGUUU
Messenger RNA from Triplophysa dalaica, 5195 nucleotides. RefSeq names its product rho GTPase-activating protein SYDE1. The coding region runs from base 399 to 2972 and encodes 857 amino acids. NCBI's taxonomy places the organism in Eukaryota, Metazoa, Chordata, Actinopteri, Cypriniformes, Nemacheilidae. The transcript is spliced from 9 exons. Gene Ontology annotation, biological process: signal transduction. The record is from RefSeq and is a predicted model, not a curated record.